AUUUAUUGCAGGAAGUACUAUGAUGCUGUUCAUAAUUUCACUUGAGCUGUCCAUUGCAAAGACAAAGGUAUACUUGCCCUUAAUUCUUAGCGUGCUGGGCUUGGAGCUGAUUUUAUCACUGGUGUGCCUUCUAAUUUACACAGUAAGAAUAUCCAGGUUCAAUAGGAGUCAGCCGGGCCCUGAUAUCAAUCAGGAGGACAGAAUGCAGGAAGGUUGGAUAAGUCAGAACAUCAUUAAUUUGGAAACAGGAUUCAGGGAAGGUUCCAGGUUGGAAGAAAUUGUGGAAAAGCAAGCAGAUCUCAUAGAAUACUUGAAGCUGCACAAUGCUCAGCUAAGUAAGCGAUUGCUCUCACUGACUUCCCAACAAAUAAGAGACUAACGGGAAUUCUGCACUGCUAAAUAAAUGCUGACAAUGCUUUUCAAAGAAAAAAAGUACAUUUUAAGUCCUCAAAAUAAAGUGAAAGUUUUUGGAUUGACCUCAAGUUUAUUGCUACAAUCAGUUUACCAUUUUGAAAUUGUCGGGAAGCCAUGGAAAAGAUGCUGCUGAAUCUUACAGUGUAGGUCCUAGUCACAGAAAACUGCAUGUUAUAUAAACCAUAGAAGUGAGCAUCAUAAAAUUGUUAGUGUUUUACUCAUAAACAAGCUGAAGUUAAAAUCUGUCUGUUAGGUCAUGUAGUUGUGGUGUCUGCUUCUCUUAUUCAUUGCAACUGAAUACCUUUUAACAUUUAUAUAAAGGUAGUUUUCAUUUUUAUGCUUCGCGAUGGGUUGCAUUGUUUACUGAGGAACACAUGGUGUGAUGUGUGUUCCUUUCCGGCACUGAUAUUUUGUACAAUUAUGACACUUUGUAACAAUACAGAGAAAAAAGUUUAUUGGCUUAAUCAGGACUGAAUUUUUGGUAUUUCAUUCCUCAUUCGGUUAGCAUUGCCGCCUCACAGCAAGAGGUUCUCCAGUUCGAUCCUCGGCUGGCGUGCCUUCUGUGUGGAGUCUGC
Messenger RNA from Protopterus annectens (West African lungfish), 989 nucleotides. RefSeq names its product transmembrane protein 192 (gene TMEM192). Bases 20 to 379 code for a protein of 119 amino acids. NCBI's taxonomy places the organism in Eukaryota, Metazoa, Chordata, Ceratodontiformes, Protopteridae. The record is from RefSeq and is a predicted model, not a curated record. Gene Ontology annotation, cellular component: late endosome; lysosomal membrane. The transcript is spliced from 3 exons.